Molecule: messenger RNA, 1992 nt
Organism: Dipodomys ordii (Ord's kangaroo rat)
Lineage: Eukaryota; Metazoa; Chordata; Mammalia; Rodentia; Heteromyidae
Gene: Capn13
Product: calpain 13
Exons: 21
Coding region: 1-1992 (663 amino acids)
Biological process (GO): proteolysis
Cellular component (GO): cytoplasm
Molecular function (GO): calcium-dependent cysteine-type endopeptidase activity
Source: RefSeq, a predicted model, not a curated record
AUGGCAAAUACACCAGAGCCAUCAACAGAGGCUUCUGUGGUCAGAUUCAAGGAUCAGGACUUUACCUCCUUGAGGGAUCAUUGCCUAAGCAGAGGCUUGCCAUUUGUGGAUGAGACAUUCCCUGCUGAGGCUUCAUCCAUAGGCCAGAAGCUGCUCCAGGGAAAAAACAUUUCCAACCUGCAGUGGAAGCGACCAAUGGAUUUAUCAGAGGGCCCCCCUUACUUCAUUUUGGAAGGUGCCAGCCGAUUUGACAUCCAACAAGGAACUGCAGGAGACUGCUGGUUCCUGGCAGCACUGGGCUCCUUGACCCAGAAUCCCCAGUGUCUGCAGAAGAUCCUGAUGGACCAAAGCUUUUCACACCAGUAUGCAGGAAUUUUCUGGUUCCGGUUCUGGCAGUGUGGCCAGUGGGUAGAAGUGGUGGUAGAUGACUAUCUGCCUGUUGUGGGGAGAGAUUGCCUCUUCGUACAUCCUCGUAACAAGCAGGAGUUCUGGCCGUGCCUGCUGGAGAAAGCCUAUGCCAAGCUGCGAGGGUCCUACUCUCACCUGCACUACGGCUACCUCCCGGACGCCUUGGUGGACCUCACCGGAGGGGUGGUCUCCAGCGUCAACCUCCACUCCUCCCCUUCAGAUCUGCUGACGAUGGUGAAGACAGCAGCCAGGGCAGGCUCUCUAAUGACCUGUGCCACCCCAAAAGGGGUGACAGAUGAGGCUACAGUGAUGGGGAACGGACUUGUGAGCCAGCAUGCCUACACGGUGACGGGGGCUGAGCAGAUUCAGUACAGGAGGGGCUGGGAAGAAAUCAUCCGCCUGUGGAACCCCUGGGGCAAGAAGGAAUGGAGAGGGCGCUGGAGCGAUGGGUCCUGGGAGUGGCAGGAAACCCGUGACCGACGGAAAAAUCAGCUGUACGAGAACAAAGAAGAUGGAGAGUUUUGGAUGUCAUGUCAAGAUUUCCAAGAGAACUUUUCCUGCCUGUUUAUAUGUAAUCAAGUACCAAUUACAUUGGACCAUGGACUCACACCUCAUGAAAGAUGGGGACAAAUGAUAUUUAAGAACCUAGGAAACACUGCAGGAGGACCUGAGAGUGAUUCUCAAUACUUCUUCUCUGUGCGAGAGCUCAUGGAAGGCAACAAUGCUGUUGUGUCGGUCACUGUCAUGCCACAGAGCUUAAAGGCAGAAGAUGAGGAAUGUCCACUAUCCUUCCAGGUAUUCAAGGUGGACUCUCAGUUCCAGCACUUUCGGGAGAGAUUGCCACCCACGUUUUUCUCCAUAUUCAGAAAUGCUAUCCAGGGCAUAGAUGAUAAAACCAAAAGCAACUUCACAAAAUUCUGCCAUCUGAGCCCUGGGACCUAUGUCGUGGUCCUCUCAGCACACAAAGGAAAAGUCGAGUUCUUGCUCCGAAUCUUCCUGAAAAAGCCAGACAGUGACAGGAAUGCAAACCACAGUUUCAGCCACAGAGCUCUUAAGGGAAGUCUUUCAGAAAUUGGAUCCCAACAAAGAAUUUUCUACAAAUAUGCUCAGGGCCUGGACAUUGAUGCCACUCAGCUUCAGAGGCUUCUCAACCAGGAACUCCUGAAAGGACCUGCAGGGGAUACUUUCUCCUUGGACCAGUGCCGCAGCCUCGUAGCUUUGAUGGAUCUGAAAGUGAAUGGGCGACUUGACCACGAAGAGUUUGAGAGACUGUGGAUUCGACUUCUCCACUGCCAGCAUAUUUUCCAAAACAUUCAGAAGAGCUCCAGAGUUCUCCUCAGCUCCGAUUUGUGGAAGGCCAUACAGAAUUCAGAUUUCCUUACAGGGAUUUCCAUCAGCUAUGAGCUGCAGGAUCUCCUGACCCUCCGGUAUGGUGACAGUGUUGGCCGAAUCAGCUUCCCCAGUCUGGUCUGCCUCCUUUUACGCCUGGAAAUCAUGGCAAAGGCCUUUCGCAACCUCUCCAAGGAUGGAAAAGGACUCUACUUGACAGAAAUGGAGUGGAUGAACCUGGCCAUGUACAACUAA